Molecule: messenger RNA, 4816 nt
Organism: Pseudophryne corroboree (corroboree frog)
Lineage: Eukaryota; Metazoa; Chordata; Amphibia; Anura; Myobatrachidae
Gene: WDR25
Product: WD repeat domain 25
Exons: 7
Coding region: 1089-2501 (470 amino acids)
Molecular function (GO): protein binding
Source: RefSeq, a predicted model, not a curated record
UAGUGUAAUGUUGUCGGAGGAGAAGGCCCUACUCCAGUAUCACCCGGCUGUCAUGCACUAGGGGGGGAGCCUAAGAGCAGAGGGGUCUGUGGUAGUAGUGAAGCUUGGAGAGAGAGAAAGUCCCAGCAUCUUAUCUCUAACCCUGACCUACCCCUUACCGCAGCCUGACCCUGACCUACCCCUUACCGCAGCCUGACCCUGACCUACCCCUAACCGCAGCCUGACCUAGCCCUAACCGCAGCCUACCCCUAACCGCAGCCUGGCCCUGACCUACCCCUAACCGCAGCCUGGCCCUGACCUACCCCUAACCGCAGCCUGGCCCUGACCUACCCCUAACCGCAGCCUGGCCCUGACCUACCCCUAACCGCAGCCUGACCCUGACCUACCCCUAACCGCAGCCUGACCCUGACCUACCCCUAACCGCAGCCUGGCCCUGACCUACCCCUAACCGCAGCCUGGCCCUGACCUACUUCUAACUGCACCCUAACCCUGACCUACCCCCUAACCCCAGCCUGGCCCUGACCUAACCCCAGCCUGGCCCUGACCUACCCCUAACUGCACCCUAAUCCUGACCUAACCCUGACCUAUCCCUAACCGCAGCCUGGCCCUGACCUAUCCCUAACCUCAGCCUAACCCUGACCUACCCCUAACCGCAGCCUGGCCCUGACCUACCCCUAACCGCAGCCUAACCCUGACUUUUACCCCUAACCCCAGCCUAACCCUGACUUUUACCCCUAACCCCAGCCUAACCCUGACUUUUACCCCUAACCGCAGCCUAACCCUGACUUUUACCCCUAACCGCAGCCUAACCCUGACUUUUACCCCUAACCGCAGCCUGACCCUGACCUACCCCUAACCGCAGCCUGACCUACCCCUAACCGCAGCCUGACCUACCCCUAACCGCAGCCUGACCCUGACCUACCCCUAACCGCAGCCUGACCCACCCCUAACCGCACCCUGACCCUGACCUACCCCUAACUAAGACCCUUUAUAUAUUUGAAAGUUUCUAUCAUGUCUCCCCUUUCCCUUCUCUCCUCCAAACUAUACAUGUUAAGAUCUUUUAGCCUUUCCGGGUGCCGCCCCUGCACAUGACUGGAAUGAUGUCAUUAGUCGCCUAUGAUGAUUCGGAUGCAGAGGAUGGGGAGAAGCCUAGCACAUCUCGCACUGCUGCGCCCCCAGGAUCGCCCCCUGUACAGAGCGACUUGUACCCGUGCCCUGCUGCUACCGCUAGGGUGACAGGGUCACCGUCUUUUAUCACAGACAUAAAUGUAAUGGACCGUAAGAGAAAAUCUGUGCAUAAUAAUAACUGUAUUCCGGAUAUAUCCCUAAGUAACUCUGACAAGUGUGUCCUCCAGCCGGCACACAAGAGACCUCCCGGCGGUGACAGUCUGCUGAAACCUUAUAUUUCUAAAAGACUCCGGCAGGAACAAUCCAAUACGGCCAAAGAGGUUGAAGGUCACGUAUCAGGGAGGUCACAUGACCACACAAGGCACCUGGCAUGGAACAUCUACAGAGUCUCUGAAUAUCUCAGCCCACACUUACAGCUAAAAUAUACCAGCACUGAGAUUCCCAGGAAGGCGGUGUUCCAGAUGUGCCAACACGGAGGAGCCGUCAACAGGGUGCAGUGGUGUCCUGCAAACCGGUACAGCCACCUGCUUCUCUCCGCUUCCAUGGAUGCAACCUUUAAGAUUUGGGAUGCAGUGGAUUCUGGGAAAUGUCUGCGCACUUUCUCUUGCCAUGAAGCAGCAGUACGCGAUGCACAGUGGUCUGUCUGUGGCCAGAAGAUUCUCACUGGUGGCUUUGACUCCAUUCUGCACUUAACGGAUGUUGAAUCAGGAAAUCACCUGUUCAGUGUGAAGAAUGAAUGCAGGAUCAGCCACGUCCGCUUCAAUCCAAGUGACCCCAAUCUUUUUAUAUGUGGGGGGUUUUCUCCGGUGAUUACAGCUUGGGAUAUACGGACAGAUAAGGUGAUACACCUGUAUAAAGCAGCGGUGCAGCAGCACUUUGAUGUCCUCUUCCUCCCCGGGGGCAAAGAGUUUCUCAGCACUACGGAUUCAGUGAGUCGUGAUUCUGCCGACCGCACCAUUAUCGCAUGGGAUUUUGCCUCCGCAGCCAAGAUAUCCAAUCAGAUUUUCCAUGAACGAUACACGUGCCCGAGCCUCGCCCUGCACCCAAGGGACCAUGUAUUUGCUGCUCAGACCAAUGGGAAUUACAUUGCUAUAUUCUCUACCCAGCGACCUUACACAAUGAAUAAGAAGAGGCGAUUUGAAGGACACAAGGUGGAAGGAUUUUCGGUGGGCUGUGAAUUCUCCCCAGAUGGAUCUCUCAUUGUAACAGGAAGCUCAGAAGGGACCAUUUACUUCUACAGCUACCAUUCAUCAAAGAUCAUCCGCUCUCUUCCCGGCGAUGGGAGUGCGUGCGUCAGCGUCACUUACCAUCCGGUUCUGCCAUCACUGCUGGCGGCAUCUUAUUGGGACGGGCAGAUCCGGAUCUGGCAAUGAUUGCUUCUGUCUAGCUUUGCCGCAGGUGACCCUGUAGUGUUGUGAGAGAGAGAGAGGCUGUGGCUGUAUAGGAACCCAUAGCCUGGAAAUGCCUCUAAGGAUCCUGGCUAAACCCAGUCAGCGUGAUGCAACAUGGCCGCUGAUUUCCCACUUUGGAGAGCGCAGAGUUUCUAUCACCCAUUGCAGAAGCUGCUGAAUGCUAUAUAUACUCUGUGGCUCGGAUUUACUAUAUCUCUGCGCUGAGGAGAACGGCUGCGAGACUUCAUAUAUAAAAGCUUGUGCAGGAGCCGGCAUUGCUGAGUGUACAAAGUCCCUCCAUUUUCUAUGCGUACAUAUAUGUUGCCCAGUGGCGAUUAGACAUUAUGGAGUGAAAUCCCAGUCAGACGACGGGAAUGGGGGAGUAAUGCCGACGUGACGCUCCUUACCUUGAUAUUGUUCUGCAGCUUUACACAUUUACAAUAAUUCAUAUUAAAGGUAAAAUCUGCGCACUUAGACCAUUGUACUGUCACAGGGCUUCCCAUCUGUCAGGUAGAUUGUAGGGGUUUGUAUGUAUCGGUAAAAUGGACCCCACAAGCUAAGUUACCGACUAUAAUAUAAAACCAACAAACCCAAGGCGUUGGCCUAGGAAUGAGUAAUACAGACUGAGAUGAAGUAAGAGGCCGCCAACCAAUAACUACACACGACAGAAUAACAGCGCUGCAUUCAGAAAUACAUUAACGCAUGAAUAAUGGGGGUCAUUCCAACCUGAUCGCACGCUAGGUUUUUUUCACUGCAGUGCGAUCAUGUCAAAACUCGGCAAAACUGCGCAUGCACCGCAAUGCGCAGGCGCGUUGUAGGGGUACAAAGAGGAUCAUUGCUGAGCGAUGGAUUUAACGAAGAAUCCAUUCGCACAGUCGAUCGCAAGGAGAUUGACAGGAGGAGGGCAUUUGUGGGUGUCAACUGACCGUUUUCUAGGAGUGUUUGGAAAAAACGCAGGCGUGUCCAAGCCUAAGUAAGUGGUACAGAGUUACAUAAGAAAUAGUUACAGACACAUAAGAAAAUAGAUACAGCCAGUAUACAUCACCCUUAGCUCAGAGGACAAUCAUCACCAUUUAGAAUCCGCAACACUGAGCUUCCUGGGUAAGGGAAAGUACUUAUAUACUGUGUAUUGGAGAAGGCACACAUCUGGGGCUGGGUCUUCUGCUAUUGGUCCAGGAGAGGGAGGUUUCUCAUUCAUUGUGUGUUAUUGGUCAAUUCGAACACUGGGCGAUACCUAAUCUUGUGAUGUUAUUACAGUUGUUUACCUUCUGGGCUCCCACCUAAAGGCCAGUUCAAACCGACCACAGUAUCAUUCAGGAAUAUACAUGAAUCCGGUAUCGCUAAAAACUUGUUGCCGCAAUAUGUGACAAUAUCCUCGCAACCACCGAAUUAUUACUUAUGUGACCCUGAAUAAUUUGAUCCCACACACGGUGUCUUUACAUGGUGUCAUGGUGUCCUUGAUAUUUAAUGGAACAAUACAUAUACAGAUGGGUCCACAUUUAUCUUGACCUUUAAUAGGAUUAAUUGAGACUGGCCAAUCGGACUUAAUCCCCUGCUGUAAUGACUUAAUCCCCUGCUGUAAUGACUUAAUCCCCUGAUGUAUUGUUCUCUGUAUUGUAUUGCAAUUGAGAACAAUAGAUGAAGGGUUUAUGCUAAUAAGUCAUGUUGUGACUAGGCACAGAAAACUACUCAAGAUAACGGUGGAUACAUCUGUACAUAAUACAUAUGACAUAUCACUAUUAGUAUAACUUCAUGGUCACCUGGAAUCUGCAUGCCCUUAUGCCAGAAGUUCUCAAACUCGGUCCUCAGGACCCCACACAGUGCAUGUUUUGCAGGUAAUACAGCAGGUGCACAGGUGUAUUAAUUACUCACUGACACAUUUUUAAAGGUCCACAUGUGGAGCUCAUUAUUUCAAUUGUUAUUCUGUGAGGAGACCUGCAAAACAUGCACUGUGUGGGGUCCUGAGGACCGAGUUUGAGAACCUGUGCCUUAUGCUAUUGUAUAGUAUCUGACUUCUUGUUUGUUAGAGACAAUGACAACAAUUGAGGUAAACAAUGGUAUUUACACAUUCAAUCAAUCAAAGGUCCAUCUUCCAUGGACACAAUGCCUGCCUGAACAAGACAAUCUGAUAUGUUUAAGACACUGUUUGAUUUGUAUUCCUGGAUGUUCCACAUUUGAGUGUCUGUAAGAAAUAUUUGCCAUUUUGAGUACAAUAUGAUAUUUAUUAACAAAUGCAUCCUCUGAUAGCAUGCGCAUCGUAGAUGCAUCCAUUAAUAAAUGCCAUAGCGCAGCCCAAA